CUGUCAAGCUAUCCAGCAAUUUAUCUGUCAAGAUAGGCCUGAAAGGGACCAUGAAGACUCAAACAAUUCUUCUGAUUGCAUUUGGUCUGGUUGCAGCUCUGCUUACUGUUGACAGCAGUACAUUACCUCCUGCUAUAAAAGGGUGUACCACUCAUGGUUGCCCACCUGGUAAAGUAUGCAAGAAUAACCAAUGUGAACCAAGUUUCCUGACUACAACUCAUCCAACCACUCGGACUACAUCUCGACUGACAACUCGUUCUACAACUCACCCUACAACUCAUUUAGCAACUACAAAAACUACAGCACAUAAUGAAAUUACAAAAAGCAUUCAACCUACUGUUGCCCACAAUGUAGUUGGUCAAGCAAUAACAAGAAACAAUGAGACUGGUGCACCCCAUACUGAAAUCAAACCUACGGCUUCAAAAAGCACUCAAGCUAGCACUCUCCACACUGAACUCAAACCUACAAGCAAAUCUGCUGGUCACUGAAAACCUUUGGAUUAUCUCCAUCUCCAAGAAUGAGCAAGAAUUCUAUGCAUCAGGAAUCUUUAAUUUUGUAAGGAACAAGUAAUUCUUCCACAAAUGUAGCUAAAGAAUUGUGAUGACUGAAAAUGUUGCUAGCUCGUGUUAAAAAUAUAAUCUAAAAACAACAAUAAAACUAAAGAAUGAAAGAAA
This is a messenger RNA of Protopterus annectens (West African lungfish), 674 nucleotides long. Its product is annotated as mucin-5AC-like. The record is from RefSeq and is a predicted model, not a curated record. Bases 51 to 488 code for a protein of 145 amino acids. The transcript is spliced from 3 exons. Lineage: Eukaryota; Metazoa; Chordata; Ceratodontiformes; Protopteridae.